Molecule: messenger RNA, 2770 nt
Organism: Rosa chinensis
Lineage: Eukaryota; Viridiplantae; Streptophyta; Magnoliopsida; Rosales; Rosaceae
Product: ubinuclein-1-like
Cellular component (GO): nucleus
Source: RefSeq, a predicted model, not a curated record
CUAUGAUCCACUUUGAAGCAAAGGUAUGUGUUAAAUUCCAAAGGAAGCUUUAACCUAGAGCCAAGUCGGGCCCGGACUCGGGCCAGAACAAACCCGGCCGAUCCUCUUCCCUCUGAGUUCGUUUUUUUUUUAUCGGGAAAACAAAGAAGGAAGACGAAAAGUUUCAAAGCACACAGAGCGUCUCAAAAUUUUUCAGUUAAAAGACUUCCACAAAAAGAUUCCCCCUGCUAUCCCGCCCAAUCGAAUUCCCCUAUCUUAAAUCCCCCCCCUCUCUCUCUCUCACUUUCUCUAAUCUAGAGAGAGAGAAGUUCAUCUAAUUAGGGCUUACGUGGUCCCCCAAAUGCCCUCUCCCCCAAUCUUAAUUCUCCAAUCUCCGAUCCCGAUUAUACCCUAGAAUUCUCCGACUCUUCGCCAAUGGACGACCAGAAGGCCGGCCCCGAAUCCUCGAGGCCCUCCACCUCGUUUCUCAAAGCCGGCGACCGGCAAAUGUUCACGGUGGAGCUCCGACCCGGCGAGACCACCAUAGUCUCCUGGAAGAAGCUCGUCAGGGACACUAACAAGGUCAAUGGCCUGCCUCCGCCCACUGCCACUGCCACUGCCCCUGACCCUCCCCACGCUCACCCUAACCUCGAGUCUCGUAUAGCUCCGGUACAACCUUCUGGAGAGGGAGAGGGAGAGGGAGAGGAAGGGAAAGAUGAAGCUGCGCCGAAUCGUUUUAGUGCUGUGAUUGAGAAGAUUGAGCGCCUAUAUAUGGGUAAAGAUAGUAGCGACGAUGAAGAUCAAAAUAUUCCUGAUGACGAUCAGUAUGAUACUGAGGACUCUUUUAUUGAUGAUGCUGAGUUGGAUGAAUAUUUUGAAGUUGAUAAUUCAGCUAUAAAACAUGACGGAUUCUUUGUUAACAGGGGCCAACUAGAACGGAUAAACACAACUGCUGCAUUACCUAACCAGCAACCAAAGAAAAGGAGAAGAAAAGAGGCAAAGAGCCCCGGUGAAACUGAUGACAGUCACGUGCCAAAUAAACAAGCAAAGUUAGUUAUGAAUCCUUCUCCUUUGAAAGCAUUGGAUGGAGAUGCUUCUGCACUGCAAGCAGAGGUGAAGGAUAUUGAUAAGUCUAAGUCAGGAAUCCUGCUUCCUAAGGACUCGAGUAAUAGAUUUAAAGAUGCCGGUGGGUCCUCUGAUGCAUCGUAUCAUAAGUAUCAUGAUAAAAAUGCUUAUUCGCAAACUAAAACCCAGUCGGGUAGACUAUCUGGCAACGCUGAUGAGCUGGAAUCAUCAGUUCGGGCGAAAGUGAAAAAUGGGAUCCGUCAACUGCCUGACCUUAACCUCUCGGACGGGAAGUACUCUGUUCCAACUACAAAAACUUCACAUUUGCAUCGAAAGGAGGGUUCUAGUGUAAGGCCCAAGGGUUCGAUGCUUGAAAAGGCUAUUAGGGAGUUGGAGCGGAUGGUUGCAGAAUCAAGGCCACCUGCUAUGGAGAAUGCAGAGGGAGAUAAUUCAUCCCAAGCAAUUAAAAGGAGAUUGCCUAGAGAAAUAAAGAUGAAGCUUGCUAAAGUUGCUAGACUAGCGCAGGCUAGCCAUGGAAAAAUAUCAAAAGAGUUACUUAACCGGCUUAUGAGUAUUCUUGGCCACUUAAUACAGCUCAGGACGUUAAAGAGAAAUUUAAAGGUUAUGAUUAGUAUGGGUCUAUCAGCCAAAAAGGAGAAAGAUGACAGGUUUCAACAGAUCAAGAAGGAAGUUAUAGAUAUGGUUAAGAUAAAUGUAUCCUCUUUGGAGUCUAAGGCAUUGGAACAAACUGGAGCCUCCGAUGAUUUUCAAGAAAUAGCCUCUGGAGCAAAAGAAGUCUCUAAAAGAAAGUUGAGCAUGGAUCCUGUAUUAGAGGACAAGAUUUGUGACCUCUAUGACCUUUAUGUUGAUGGGCUGGAUGAAGAUAUAGGUCCACAAAUAAGAAAGCUCUAUGCUGAGCUAGCGGGAUUGUGGCCUAGUGGUUUCAUGGACAAUCAUGGCAUCAAAAGUGCAAUUUGUCGGGCAAAAGAUAGACGGAGGGAGCGAUACAGCCAAAAUAAAGAUCAGGAGAAAAUGAGGAGGAAAAAGAUGUUGACUCCAAAAUUAGAGGAGUCUGUUAGAGUUGACGCAAGUUCAAUUCCCCAGCAACAGUAUAUACGAGAGAGAGUGGCAACUGAACCUAGCAGUCAUGGUUCAGGGAACAAGACUGUAUCAGGUACAACAGCAGCUGUGAGGAUACCCAGUCCAAUAAACGGUCCUAGCUUUGACAGGCUUAAACAAGAGAAGCUCAAGGGAAGUGCAAGUAAUUCCCCUGAUGACACGAGGGUCGCAGAUGGUGCAUUGGUAAAGAAAAAGGUGAAGAGGAAGCCAGAUCAAGAGUUGGAUGAAACUCGGAUACGGCCAGAAAAAUUACCUUCCCAACAAGGUGAGGAAAGACAAAAGUCAUUCAAGCAGGCGGCUGGUGUACCCCAGAAGUCAAACCAUCAAUCCACCGGCCUUCCUAGCGCUGAGCAGUCUAGCUGACAUAAUAUAGCCUAAUUAGGAAGUUUACAACAUAAGAAUGUUUGUGUAACAGAGCCUUCAUUAUUUUUUCUUUUUUCUUCUUUGGUUUGGCUUCAUUCAUUGUGACUUACUGACUGUUGCCAUUUUUGUAAUUAUUAAUGUUACUACAUGGUGCUUAUGGAUUAGGGAUUCAGAUUUAAAUAGAGAUAGCAAAAAGCUGUAAUUUUCUUGUGCAAUGUAGUUAAUCGUCUUUUUCAGCGUGUCA